AUGCUUACUAACAAUCAGGCGCACCAGCAGCCAUUUCGUACUGUCUCACUUAGUUACCAGCGGGGGUCGAUUCCAUCGGCUUCUCCUAUUUCUCAUGCGUGGGGGCACAGAGUUGUGCUGAACCAGGUGACAGCGAACUCCAAUGAUCCUUCUACUGGGCAUCCAUCCGGCAGAUCCUCCCGUAGCUGCGCACACAGACAAACUAGUGAGCAUGUGGUGCCGCUCUUAGUGACUGUGAAACCUUUGGUAGUGGAUACUGACCAGCGAGUGUCUCAUGGAUCUGCAAGGUCUGUGUCGCCGCUGGCUUUGCGUGCAACGAGCCAGAGCACGUACAGGCUUGUUCCGGUUGACAAUACCGCGCGUCUUCUUCGCCAGCAUCCGCCAGGAUCCUCCUUCAGGCCCCUUACCACGUCUCUUACCUCAAUGGCCCCACCUUCAACGUCUUCAACUACGGAGCGCCUUCCGCAUGCUGUCGACACAGCCGAUGCUAGUGCUAGGUUUGUUGAGAGGGAGCCCGAUCCAGAUAUUAAAUCGGGGCAACCCACUGAGCCUAUGGCCGAGGGGCCGGAGGCAUCAGAGUCCAGGAUGUAUGUGCGAGGAAGGUUUAUUUACACUCCAGAAGAGACGGAUAUCAACGACAAUAGCUGCAUAAGCUUUGCAUACUGA
Molecule: messenger RNA, 666 nt
Organism: Giardia duodenalis
Lineage: Eukaryota; Fornicata; Diplomonadida; Hexamitidae
Exons: 1
Coding region: 1-666 (221 amino acids)
Source: RefSeq, a predicted model, not a curated record